Messenger RNA from Heteronotia binoei (common prickly gecko), 3923 nucleotides. RefSeq names its product DENN domain containing 6A (gene DENND6A). The coding region runs from base 46 to 1818 and encodes 590 amino acids. NCBI's taxonomy places the organism in Eukaryota, Metazoa, Chordata, Lepidosauria, Squamata, Gekkonidae. The transcript has 20 exons. Gene Ontology annotation, cellular component: recycling endosome. Gene Ontology annotation, molecular function: guanyl-nucleotide exchange factor activity. The record is from RefSeq and is a predicted model, not a curated record.
AAUUUGGGCCGGGGGGGUGGGUGGGUGGGGUGCACUGGCCCCGCCAUGUCCUUGCAGAAGCGGGACGAAAUCGGAGGUGUAGGCGGAAGCGCGAGGCUGGCGCGUUCUCCGGAGGCGCCCGAGGAACGUGUGCCGGGUCGCUGCUUGUCACUGCUGCCAUGGGACCGCUUUUCGGCCUGGUUGCACUGCGUUUGUGUGGUGGGCUUCGACCUGGAGCUUGGGCAAGCCGUGGAGGUAAUAUACCCUCAACAUGCAAAACUUACAGAUAAAGAGAAAAUGAAUAUUUGCUACUUGUCUUUCCCAGAUUCCAACUCAGGUUGCCUUGGAGACACACAAUUUUGUUUUAGAUUCAGGCAGUCUUCUAGCCGAAAGCUCUCAUGGCAUUGUCUUCUGGACCAGUUUGACAGAGACCUUCCCAUCUAUUUAAAGAAGGAUCCUGCAUAUUAUUAUGGCUAUGUGUAUUUCAGACAAGUCCAAGACAAAACAUUAAAAAGAGGCUACUUCCAGAAGUCCUUGGUUCUGAUCAGCAAGCUGCCUUAUAUCCACUUUUUCCACGUUGUGCUUGGACACAUUGCACCUGAAUAUUUUGAGAAGAAUGAACCUUUCUUGGAAGCAGCUUGUAGUGAUAUUGAUCGAUGGCCAUCACCAGUCCCAGGAACAACUCUGCAUCUGCCCAUUAUGGGCAUUGUUAUUAAGGUACGGAUUCCUACAUGUCAUGACAAGCCUGGAACAACAGAAGUAUUACAGACAGCACACCAGCCAGCUGCACAGGUUUCCAUUGCUUUGCCUACUGUCCAUGAAGUGGAUCUCUUCAGAUGUUUCUCGCCAGUGUUCUUUCACAUCCAGAUGCUCUGGGAACUAGUGUUGUUAGGGGAACCACUUGUUGUCAUGGCACCAUCUCCAUCAGAGUCUUCAGAAACUGUGUUGGCACUUGUGAGCUGUAUCUCACCUUUGAAGUACUACAGUGAUUUCAGGCCUUACUUUACAAUACAUGACAGUGAAUUUAAAGAAUAUACUACUCGUACACAGGCCCCGCCUUCUGUCAUAUUAGGAGUGACAAAUCCAUUUUUUGCUAAAACACUGCAGCACUGGCCACACAUCAUCCGAAUAGGAGACAUUAAACUGUCAGGUGAGGUCCCAAAGCAAGUGAAAGUGAAAAAGCUGAAAAACUUAAAGACUUUGGAUUCUAAACCUGGUGUUUAUACAUCUUAUAAGCCAUACUUGAACAGAGAUGAAGAAAUCAUAAAACAGUUGCAAAAGGGAGUACAACAGAAGCGUCCUGCAGAAGCCCAAAGCAUAAUCCUUCGACGUUAUUUCUUGGAACUGACCCAAAGCUUCAUUAUUCCUCUAGAACGAUAUGUAGCAAGUUUGAUGCCUCUUCAAAAGAGCAUAUCACCUUGGAAGAGUCCACCACAGUUGAAACCAUUCAAUCAAGAGGAAUUUAUGAAAACUCUAGAGAAAGCAGGGCCUCAGCUUACCUCUAGAUUAAAAGGAGAUUGGAUAGGACUGUACAGACACUUCUUGAAAUCUCCUAACUUUGAUGGUUGGUUCAGGACACGACGGAAAGAAAUGACACAAAAGUUGGAGGCACUGCAUUUAGAAGCAUUGUGCAAUGAGGACUUGCUUUUCUGGAGUCAAAAACAUACUGAAGUAGAAACAGUGGACCUUGUCUUAAAAUUAAAGGAUAAAUUGGCUGAUGGAGAAAACUUACCUGUGAAACCUGGCACAAUGGAAAAGUUACAGAUGCACAUUGAUUCAAUUAUACUGGCAUUACCAGAAGAUUUGCAGGGUAUACUGAUCAAAACUGGCAAAACGUGACAAACUAUAUUUUUAUGCAGCCACAUAACCUGUGAAACACAUUUCAAAGAUACAGAAAGGAUGUGCUUGGAGAACUACAGGUAUGCAGAGUGCUUGUAACAGAAACAGACUGUGCUACUUCUAAAAGUUUUAAAGCAGACCUUGAAAAUUCAUCUUGAAUGCUGAAAGUAGUGAAGCGUUUUAUUGUCAAUUAUGUGUAAAAAUUAAGUGCUCUUAUGGAAAAUCAUCACUCACUUACAUUUCUGCCAUGUGGGCCUACAAUGAAGAACAGGCACUGCAGAACUUCUUAGUUGGUGCUCCGCUCAAUUCCAUUAAACUCAGGGGAAGCAAUAUUCAUGUUGGUUUCAAAAACUAUCUCACUUAAAGUAAUAGCUUGUAGUCUUUAGUGAGUAUUUUCCUUAGAUUUAAAAAAAAAAUCCCAUUACCAGCCUAGUAAACAUUGCUGCUAAAUUAAGAUGUCACAGAGCUGCCACAUUUUGGCAAUUGAGAGUACCAUCAACACUCCUCCUUUUAGCUUAUGCACUCUACCCUUUCCAUGGUUGGCAAUACCAUAGUUUUUCUAUGUGGUCUGAAUGAUUACCACUAAUCAUGGCUUGCUUCCAUACCAGGGACUGGAGUAGGCUUCAGACUCAGGUUCAAACGCUGAAAUGGAGAAGGAACCCAUGAUCUCGGAACUAAAGCAAUGAUAUGAGGUUUGAUUACAUAAAAUUAUUUCUUAUUGGAUCACAAGCUGUUCUGGAAUGGGUGUGGAGUAGCUGAGGAAAGAAGUAACCCACUUGUUUCUCCUAUGAUUUGUAUUUUUGUUCUUUUUAAUUGAGCUGUAUUAAAAGAGUUCUCUUUAAAUCUCUUAAACCUUUCUUAUUAUGGUAUCUAAUUUUAAACAGUAUUAAAAUUAAAAGGUGAAAGAUUUAUUAACUAAAACUUACCUAUAUAUGAUGUUUGUUGCAGAAAAUACAUGCCAUCCCCAUUAUGAAGAUAGUCAUGCACUGAGAAAACUGCUGUACUGAAAUAUGCCCUGCUAAGAGUAUGAUUAGGGACAGUCUCCUUUAAUCAGUCACUUGUUGUGGAAGGGAAAAUAAGAGUGACUUGCAAACAGCUUGCGUUCAUAUAGAAAGCAUCACAAUAAUCUUCAGAUCAAGUUAACUUCAUCCCACCUAUGUAUUGUCCAAGGGAUUUCCCCCUUCCAUAGCACCAUUUUGUGUACAUAGGGCUGAAGUAAGGCCUGUGCAGAAACAUAUUUGGCACAUGGAUGGUCCUUUCUGAAUUGGGCGAACAGAAAGUUUAUCUAGGAAAAAAACUAAAGAAAAACUGACAUAAAAUCACUGUCCAUAGCAAUUUUAAAAAACUGUUUAUUUAGUGAUUUGUAUUGUGACAUGGUAUGUUUGAACUGCCUUUUUAAAAAUAGUAGAGUAGGAAGGAGGAGGAAGCAUUUGUAUUUAUCUUUUUCUAGAGGGGGCUUGUGCAAACCACAACUAAUAGUGUGCAUACUAUAAGUAUGCAUAAUGAGCCAUUUCUCACUGGCAAUAAAUUGUUGCUGAACAUAUAUACUCUUUAAGUCAUAAGAACAUAAGUUUCAGAAGAACUCUGUGUGAAAUAGGAAUUGAAGGAAUCAUUUCAACAAUGUUAUGGCAGUGUGGAUGUGUACCAAUAUCGUGUGCACGAAAGUGAAGGCAAAAUUGCUUUGAGUAGUGAUCAGAAUCAAUGUACAUGCUUUAUAUGUUUGGAUAAAACAUCAAUAUGACAUUGCAAGCCUGUAAUUAAGAACUUCCCUUGUAUUAUAUUUUGUAUUGUUAUUUAGAAUCUUUCAUUUUGUGUAUAAACUGCCCUCUGUAUUUUAAGAAGAUAUAUUUUUAAUACUCAUUUGUAUGAAUUCCAAACCAGAAGCCGAAAUGGGGUUGUGUAAAAUCCAACUUGACAAUUAUACUACUUAUUUCAUUUAUCAUACUGUUUGUUUUGCACAGAUGAUACGUAGCAUUUUAAAAUAUAGCCACUAAAACAACUAUCUUCAUUAACUGAAGCAUUACACAGUAUGUUGGAACUAGCUACAUUAGCUUAUUUUUGAAAUGUAUUUUUUAAAGGAAAUAAACACCACUCUUGUAGAAUAA